CGCGCUGCACGGCUCGGUUGCUUCUCUGGUGCGGCGAGCCCCGAAGACCGGGAGCUGGGUGGGUCUGGGCGGGCGGCUUCCCGGCUAGGAAGACCGCCGGACGUGGACAGCAGCAGCCUUCGGAGUCGCGGUGCAGUCGGCCAGAGCCACCAUGGGGACCACAGCCCCGGGCCCCAUUCACCUGCUGGAGCUCUGUGACCAGAAGCUCAUGGACUUCGUGUGCAACAUGGACAAUAAGGACCUGGUGUGGCUCAGGGAGAUCGAGGAGGAGGCCGAGCGCAUGUUUACCAGAGAGUUCAGCAAAGAGCCGGAGCUGAUGCCCAAAACUCCUUCUCAGAAGAACAGACGGAAGAAGAGACGGAUUUCCCAUGUUCAGGAUGAAAACAGAGACCCCAUUAGGAAAAGGUUGUCGCGCAGAAGGACACGGAGCAGCCUGCGGAGCUCCCGGCACCUGCGCAGCAAGGACAAGGUGGAGAAGCUGGCCGUGGCGGUCGGGGACAACUGCUCGCCCGUGCUGCGGCGGGUCACCCGCGCCGCCGCAGCCGCAGCUGCCGCCUCCACGGUGCCGUCCGCGGCCCCCUCGCCGCUCGCCGAGUCUCCCACAGAGCCCACCAGGAAGCCUGCUGUGCCCCUGGUGGAGAUCAGCGCCAGCGAGCGCCACAGUGCCGAGCAGCACCUGCAGCAGGUCCAGGCCGCCCUGGCGCUGUCUGGGUCUCCGGCCAGGACACCGGCCUCCCAGGGCAUCCUGACAUCCGAUGAGGAAGCCACACCCAAGAAGGCUGAGGCCGGGAGACUGGAGUUGGUCACAGUGAGCUCCCUCGUGGCCACCCCCCAGGACCCCAAGAGUCGAGGGGCCGGGGCAGGGCGGUCGGCCUCCAAGCUGAGGAUCGCGCGGGCCUCCCCGGGCUCUCCGGACUCUCGGGACUCUCCGUGGCGGGAGCGGGUGCUGGCUCCCAUCCUGCCCGAUAACUGCUCCACGCCCACGGGCCCGCGUGCAGAGACUCGGCCGGUGCGGCGCAGCCUCAUCGCCUCCACCUCCCCGCAUGCCCGCGUUUCCCUGGCCCAAAAGUACUCCCUGGUGGCCAAACAGGAAAGCAACCCCCGCAGGUCAAGCAGGAUCACCAAGAAGGCUGCCCAGGAGCCAGCUGCCUCCGCCCGCAUCAUCUGCCAUAGUUACUUGGAGAGGCUCCUGAACGUCGAGGUGCCCCAGAAAGUCAGCCCCACACAGGAGCCCAGCAAGGAGGCCGACCCUCUGGAGGCAGCUGAGCCGGAGAUACCUUGGAUCUUCCCGCAGGUCCCCAGCAAUGCAGGGAAUACCUCGUGGCCACACAGUGCCACCAAGAUCACCGUUAGUACACCAGGCUUGAAGCCUGCAGCUGGUGGCCAGGACACGCCCUCUGAAGGGCAGCGAGAGGCCACGGCUGACCAAGCAGAUGAGCCCAGAGAGCCACCUCAGAGCGUCAGGAGGAAACGCAGCUACAAGCAGGCCAUGUGUGAGCUGGAUGAGGAGCAGCACCUGGAGGACGAAGAGCUGCAGCCCCCCAGGAGCAAGACCCCCUCCCCGCCCUGCCCCGCCAGCAAGGUGGUGCGGCCUCUCCGGACCUUCCUGCACACAGUGCAGAGGAACCAGAUGCUCAUGACCCCGACCUCGGCCUCGCGCAGCAGUGUCAUGAAGUCCUUCAUCAAGCGCAACACUCCCCUGCGCGUGGACCCCAAGAGCAGCUUUGUCGAGAAGGAGCGGCAGCGCCUGGAGAACCUGCGGCGGAAGGAGGAGGCCGAGCAGCUGCGCAGACAGAAGGUGGAGGAGGACAAGCGGCGGCGGCUGGAGGAGGUGAAGCUGAAGCGAGAGGAGCGCCUCCGCAAGGUGCUGCAGGCCCGCGAGCGGGUGGAGCAGAUGAAGGAGGAGAAGAAGAAGCAGAUCGAGCAGAAGUUUGCUCAGAUCGACGAGAAGACCGAGAAGGCCAAGGAGGAGCGGCUGGCCGAGGAGAAAGCCAAAAGGAAGGCAGCAGCCAAGAAGAUGGAGGAGGUGGAGGCGCGCAGGAAGCAGGAGGAGGAGGCCCGUAGGCUCCGGUGGCUGCAACAGGAGGAGGAGGAGCGGAGGCACCAAGAGCUGCUGCAGAAGAAAAGGAAGGAGGAGGAGGAGCAGGAGCGGCUGCGCAAGGCGGCCGAGGCCAGGCGGCUGGCGGAGCAGCGCGAGCAGGAGCGCAGGAGGGAGCAGGAGCGGCUGCAGGCCGAGAGGGAGCUGCAGGAGAGGGAGAAGGCCCUGCAGCUGCAGAAGGAGCGGCUGCAGAGGGAACUGGAGGAGAAGAAGAAGAAGGAAGAGCAGCAGCGUCUGGCAGAGCGGAGGCUGCAGGAGGAGCAGGAGAAGAAAGCCAGGGAAGCCGCGGGGGCCAGCAAGGGCCUGAAUGUGACCAUGGACGUGCAGUCUCCUGUUUGUACCUCGUAUCAGAUGACUCCACAAGGGCACAGGGCUCCCCCCAAGAUCAACCCAGAUAACUAUGGGAUGGACCUCAACAGCGAUGACUCCACUGAUGACGAGGCCCAUCCCCGGAAGCCCAUCCCCACCUGGGCCCGAGGCACCCAGCUCAGCCAGGCCAUCGUCCACCAGUACUACCACCCCCCAAACCUUCUGGAGCUCUUUGGAGCCAUUCUCCCACUGGACUUGGAGGACAUCUUCAAAAAGAGCAAGCCCCGUUAUCACAAGCGCACCAGCUCUGCUGUCUGGAACUCACCUCCUCUGCAGGGCCCCAGGGUCCCUGGCAGCCUGACCUACAGCCUCAAGAAGCACUGAGGCAGGCUGUGGCCUCCUUGGCAGUCUCUGCUCCUGUCGCUGUCCGUCUGUCUCUCUCUGUGUCGGUCUGGUGUCGGCCCGCCUGGUGUGCCAGGCUGAGGGCUUGGUCAGUUUUAUGUCAAUGUCCUCCACGUGCCAGAUGUUUCUGCUGUAGGUGGAAGGUGGCUCCAGACCUGUUUGGAGGAUGGGUGUGGUGGGUGCUUGGGGAGGAACCAGGCUGAGCCCCAGCCUGCCCACAGGCAGCACUCUGUAAAUAGGUUGUAAUUCAGCUGAGUUUUUGUCUCUAGUGUCUUGAGAGCUAGAUUAAUAAAGUGUAUUCCUUCAAGCCUGCCGUGGGUAUUGUGAAAACUGGGGGGCCUCAGCACCACGCCCUGCAGCUGUGGGCCACUUGGAGGGGGGCAUCAAGGUCGCCUGUUGGGAGAUCCUACCCCCAGAGAUAGUGAUGCAGCGGGAAUCCGGGUGCCUGGACAACCCCUGGGAAAAGCACACCUGUUCCUUUCAUGAUGGAGCAGGUGAAGGUGCUUCCUGUUUUUCUGGGUGCUCCUUGUUUGUAAAGAGGAGCUUGUCCCCUGGGAGCGACCUGGAUCUUGACAGCUCUGUCGUUCCUCAAGCUUCACCCUUGCUGCAUGGGUGGUCAAGGAACCUGAGGAAGUCUGUGUGUACUGCUGAAACAUGGCUGAACUUAGAAAAGGGGGGGUUCCCUCAGAACCAUCUUGGGACCAGUGCUUGCAGGCUGAGAGGUUUCCCCAACCAAGCAGACAGCCACUAACUCAAUGCUUAGUGCCAGUGAAAGCUGGCCCUGGUCCUGCCCACUAGCUGCCUGCUGUGUUCUUCAGUGCACACCCUCUGCUGCUCUGUCCGUAGAAGAGGGGCUGGCAAGCCAGAGCCCAUGGGCCAGGUCAAGCUGCAUUCAGCUUUCUGAAGUUUUUUGGAACACACUUAAUAGAAACCUUGUCCUUUUUCACCGGUUACCUCCAGAUGCUCUGCUUCCAGGGCAGAUGGGUCAUGCAGCUGAAGCCAGGUGGCCUGCAGACUUGAAAACAUUUAUGAUCUGAACCUUUACGGAAAAAGCAUGCUGACCCUUGCUUUAGGACAAAAUAAAGGCUAAACACCAGAGCCUUUAAUAAGUGAGAAAAUAAUGAACACAGAACAGUAGACUGGAGUCUGGAAGAUUCUACCUGUUUUAGGAAGCCUUUUGUCCAGAGAGGGACUUCUUAGGAAGGUGGAAGGUGUAUUUUGGAUGACAGCUUUGGAGGUUCAUGGUCCAAGGUGGGCAGCCUCACUGGUUUGCGGGUGGUAAUGGAGGUGGAUGGUGGAGUGAGUGCAGAGGGAGCACCACACGGUGAGCAGAGACCUGGAGCUCACUCAUCUGUCCCUGUCCACGUGUCUGUAUAAAGAUCCUGGCGACUCCACACUAGCAACUAAUCCAAUCCAGUCACUUCCCAAAGACCUUGCCUUCAGACCACAGUUGGAUCACACCUUGACCCUCCGAUGCCAUUGAUAUGAGACGGGUUUAAACAUCUUCCUGACUUGGGAAUCAAAUCGUGUUCAGGGCACUAUCAAUGCAAAGCAAAGCACUUAUGGUUGGUUGGAAUAUGGUACCCAACUUACAUUUGUUCCUUAUGUUCUGAAUGGAUAGUUGUGUAAGCUGAUGAGUUGUUUUUGUCUAAAAGCCAGUAGCAAAAUAUUUUUGUGUGCAUAUUGAUGCAGUGUGUUCAAGACAAGGUUGUUACUCAGCAGAAAGGUAAUUCCAGGUGCUCUGUGUCUGCAGCACUGGGUUUUGUCAGUGUUUCCUCGUUUAGCCAUUCUAGCAGGUGUGUAGUGAUCAUUCCUCAUGGUUUUAAUUUGCAUUUCCCUAUGGCUGGGGAGGGUGAAUGUCUUCCCAUGUAUUUAUUUGCCGUUUGUGUAUCUUUGGUGAAGAGUGUUCUCAAGUCUUUUGUACCUUUUUAAAUUGGGAUGAUUUCUUUCUCACUGUCGAGUUUAUGAAUCUUUCUGUACUGUGAAUACAAAUCUGUUGUUGGGUUUGUGCUUUGUAGCAUUUUCUCCCAGUCUGCAGCGUAUCUUUUUGUUUAACAGUGUCUUUCACAGAGCAGGACUUUUAAUUUGGCGAAGUUCAAUUUAUCAAUUUUGUUUUCCUUUAUGGGUUGUGCUUUUUUGGUGUCAUGACUAAAAAAUCUUGGUCUACCGCCCCAGCUACCAAAGACUCUGUGUUUUAUUUUUGUACUUGUUGCAUUUUGAUUUAUGAUCUAUUUUGAGUUAGCAUUUUUAAAAGUGUGAAGUUUAUGGUUUUUGUUUGUGUUUGAGUGCAUAUGCGUGGAUGUCUAAGUUGGUCCAGCACCAAUUGUUGAAAAGGCUGUCCUUUCUAUACUGAAUCCCUUUUGCCUCUUUGUCAAAAACCAAUUAGCCAUAUUGUUGGGCCUGUUUUCUGGAUGUCUUACUCUCUUCCACUGAUCUGUGUCUCUCCUUUUGUCAAUGCCAUGUGGUCACGUUUACUGUAGCUUUGUAAUAAGUCUAAAAAUCUAGUAGUGAAAUUCCUUCAACUUUAUUUUUCCUUUUUAAAAUUAUUUUGGCUAUUCUAUCAGGUUUUACUUUUCCAUGUGAAUUUUA
Molecule: messenger RNA, 5398 nt
Organism: Lepus europaeus (European hare)
Lineage: Eukaryota; Metazoa; Chordata; Mammalia; Lagomorpha; Leporidae
Gene: INCENP
Product: inner centromere protein
Exons: 19
Coding region: 152-2791 (879 amino acids)
Biological process (GO): mitotic cytokinesis; metaphase chromosome alignment; meiotic spindle midzone assembly
Cellular component (GO): chromosome passenger complex; kinetochore; meiotic spindle midzone
Molecular function (GO): protein serine/threonine kinase activator activity
Source: RefSeq, a predicted model, not a curated record